Penicillium nucicola is the source of this 1767-nucleotide messenger RNA. RefSeq names its product putative phenol 2-monooxygenase. The transcript has 5 exons. The record is from RefSeq and is a predicted model, not a curated record. Gene Ontology annotation, molecular function: FAD binding. Lineage: Eukaryota; Fungi; Ascomycota; Eurotiomycetes; Eurotiales; Aspergillaceae. The coding region runs from base 1 to 1767 and encodes 588 amino acids.
AUGGAGAAAGUCGAUGUUCUAAUUUGUGGCAGCGGAUCUGCCGGUCUCUGUGCUGCUACCUGGCUUGCGCGUUAUGGCGUACGCUGCAAGGUCUUGGAGCGGCGUGGGGGCCCUAUGGAGAUGGGCCAGGCAGAUGGCGUGCAAUGUCGCACCGUGGAGAUCUUUGAAAGCUUUGGAAUCGGUGAAGAGCUUCUUCGUGAGGCUUACCAUGUCCUAGAAGUCAACUUCUGGGCGGACAAUGGCGCUGGGGUUAUCAAACGGACAGGCCGUACCGCGGAUACACAGCCAGGUCUCUCGCAUCAGCCUCAUGUUAUUCUGAACCAAGCCCGAAUUAACGGGCUUCUUAUUGAUCUGAUGCAAAAAUACAACCAUCAGCAUAUCGACUAUGGGUACAAUGUGACCAAGGUUGAAGUGAACGACGCCCUUGUCGCAGAUCAUGACGCUUAUCCGAUCCAAGUCAGCGCAGAGAAGAAUGGAAAGACUGAAAUCUUUGCCGCAAAGUAUGCUCUAGGUUGUGACGGGGCACACAGUGUCGUCCGCAAAGCCUUGGGGUAUAAAAUGGUGGGAGACAGCAGUGAUGCCGUCUGGGGUGUCAUGGACAUGGUUCCUCGCACUGAUUUCCCCGAUAUUCGCAAGAAGUCGACUAUCCGAUCUCGGGCUGGAAAUGUUCUGAUCAUUCCCCGAGAGGGCGAAAGCAACAAUCUCACGCGCUUCUAUAUUGAACUUGCCGCAGGAACCAAUCCGAAAGAGGUGACCCUGGAGAGUCUACAGGCGCAAGCGCAAAGCAUCUUCCAUCCAUAUAAGAUGGAGUUUGUGGAAACUGUCUGGUGGUCUGCGUAUGCAAUUGGUCAACGUCAUGCCGAUUUCUUCCACAAGGACAACCGAGUCUUUCUGGCGGGUGAUGCUUGCCAUACCCACUCUCCAAAGGCUGGACAAGGCAUGAAUGUCAGUCUUCAAGAUGGUUACAAUAUUGGCUGGAAGCUUGGCGAAAUCCUCACCGGUCUGGCUACUCCCUCACUUCUAGAGACUUAUGUCCUGGAACGGCAAAAGGUCGCCAUUGAUCUGAUCAACUUCGAUCGCUAUUUCUCUAAACUAUUUUCAUCGGGAGCUGCCACUUCACCUGCCGAAUUCCAAGAGGGCUUUAUCAAGUCUGGUAAAUACACCGCUGGAUUGACAGCGAAGUAUGAUGUCUCACCGAUCACAUCCGCAAUGGAAUCGACCAAGCUCGCCUCAAAUGUGGUUGUUGGCAUGCGAUUGCCGAGCGCACAGGUUGUACGCUUUUGUGACUCUCAGCCCAUGCAACUCAUGAAGUGUCUAAAAUCGGAUGGCCGAUGGCGCGUCAUGGCGUUUGUCGGUGACCUAUCAGUUUCAGCAAAUCGAUCAAAGUUAAGCCAACUCGGAGAUUACCUUGGCUCGCAAGAGAGCCCGAUCCAUACUUUCACACCCACAAAUCAAAAUAUUGACAGUCUGAUCGAGACUGUUGUAAUUGGCCACGGGAAGCGUCACGAAGUUGAACUUGAAGAAAUUCCCGAGUGCUUCUAUCCACUCUCUGGGAAGAACCAAACCAGAGAUCUGCACAAGAUUUACUAUGACGAUGAGAGCUACAACCAAGGCCAUGGCCACGCAUAUGAAUUCCUUGGCAUCGAUCCCUCACAGGGUGCUAUUGUCAUUGUUCGCCCUGAUCAGUACGUGUCUGCCGUUAUGAGUCUUGGUGACUAUACGAAGAUCGGCAAAUUUUUUGCCGGCUUCCUCAAAUCCCAAACGUAG